AAAGCCCAAAAACCCCAUUCAGUCUUCUUCACCCAGCUGCAGGAGUCGAGAGGCUGCAAAUCUUUCGCACUCCAUAAAUUCUACACAGAGGGAAAUCGAUCGAAGCUGUGAAUCAUGUCGGGUGGAAUAGCUCGUGGUCGUCUCACCGAGGAACGAAAAGCAUGGCGGAAGAAUCAUCCUCAUGGCUUUGUUGCGAAGCCAGAAUCUCUUCCCGAUGGUACAGUUAAUUUGAUGGUUUGGCAGUGUACGAUUCCUGGUAAGGUUGGGACUGAUUGGGAGGGAGGGUAUUACCCCCUUGCUCUUCAUUUCACAGAAGAUUAUCCAAGCAAGCCACCAAAGUGUAAAUUCCCUCAAGGAUUCUUCCACCCAAAUGUUUACCCUUCUGGAACUGUUUGUCUUUCAAUUCUUAAUGAAGACAGUGGUUGGAGACCAGCAAUAACAGUGAAACAAAUCCUUGUUGGUAUCCAGGAUUUGUUGGAUUCCCCCAACCCUGCUGAUCCUGCUCAAACUGAUGGAUAUCAUCUCUUUAUUCAGGAUGCUGUGGAGUACAAGAAAAGAGUUCGCCAGCAAGCAAAGCUACGCCCUUGA
Molecule: messenger RNA, 588 nt
Organism: Lactuca saligna
Lineage: Eukaryota; Viridiplantae; Streptophyta; Magnoliopsida; Asterales; Asteraceae
Source: the annotation of a GenBank genome assembly